AUGGCUUCAGUGCGGCGCGUGUUAUUAGCUGCAAGCUGUGAUGAGGAAAGCGAAGCAUUUCGUCAUUUGUUGCAGCCUCACGAAUCUAUCUCCGAACAAGAUCUGGAUCUCGGACUUCUGAAUCGUGAACCUCCAGUUCUGCCACAAGAUGGAAACGAUGACAGUCGAAACAGUUCACAGUCGCUGUUAGAGGAUCUGCUAGUUCACUUAGCAGCUCGAAAAUUUGGAGCCGCAGCUAAAUCAGCAAAAGAUGAAAUGAUUCUAGGCAUCGACCCGCAAACUUUUGUGCGUUGGGAGCAGAUCGAAGCACAAUCUGCAGAAAUUAAGGGGUUUAUCGACGAUUUACACGGAUUACUGCUAAAGAGUGAGUGGAGUGCGUUCAGCAUCUCCACGUUCAGUCGUGUCGUUAAACGACUCCAGAAUCCUCGGGCUCGUCAACGUUUUCUUUCGUUCGCUUUUCAAAUUCUCCGGCUUUCGUUACAACCCAAAUCUGCAGAGGUGGAGAACAAGUUCUUUGAUGAAGCUGUGCGUCUGUUGCUGCUUGGGGUAACAGACUUGUGGUCGGCAAUCCGAAAAGACUGCGCCAAGAUGGCAGCUACAAUUGUGUUUGAGUUUUCAUCACUAAAGCAUAUCGAGCAAUUCAUGGACAGUUUGCUCUGUGUCGCCAUGGGUUCCCGAAGUGUUAGCGCAGAUAAAAGUCAGGUAACUGCGUGGACUGAGAGGGAAGGCGCAUUACUGGCACUAUCGGUUUUAUUACGCUCCAUCGAGAUAGAGUCCACCGCUCAACAAGUCAAGGUUAAUGAAGAUUCCAAGGUUUCUCAGGUAAAAGAUGAUAUCAAGGGCAUGUUGGGCAUUCGUCAAUUACCGAUGAUAAAGUAUCGUUUUGGUUCCAAUGGAAGUCACACUUUCACUCAACUACCGAGAUGUCUAGUACAAACGCUAAAACCUGCGAUAUACCAGUGUCUUCGCCACGACCAGCUCAGUGUUCGACAGCUCUCAGCUCAAUGUUUGGUGGAGUAUGCUUCGCUUUGUGAAGAACCGACACGGCUGCUUAUUUUUCAGGAAGUAAUCAGCAAACUGAAUCGUAUCAAUCGGAGCGACAAGAUAUCGGAUGAUAGUGCUCGGAAUCCGGAAGAAUCUGAACUACUGGAUGCGUUUGAAGCUGAAGGAUUGCUGGAUGUGUUGGCUCGGAUGGCACCGCGUCUCCCGUCGACUUUUUUGUAUAAGCACUGGAAAUUCGUGUUUCCAACGCUGGAGAAGUAUGUGAUACAUAUCGCUUCAAGUGUUCGCCAGAAGAGCAGCAGCGUCGUGCUAGCACUGGCAAAGCAAAGUCUGAGCGCAACUUCAGAUGACGAGGCUUCCUUGAAGUUGAUGGUGCAAAUGCUGCUUUCAUUGUCCAAGCAGCUACAGGACGAAAGCAGUUUAUGUUGGCAGAGAAAAGAAGGUCGUUUAUUGAGUAUCGAUGUUCUCAUUAACGUCCUGGGUCAAAGUCUGUUGAACUGCAGUAGUGGUGCCGGUAAACUGUUGAGGUGGAAGCCAGCACCUACAAAAUCAUACCACCGGUCAAGAUCGCUUGCUGACUUGCAAACAUGUUUUUGGGCUCACGAACAAGCUCAAUCAGCCACCUGGGCAAAAACAAAAGGAACGGACGAAGAUCAAAGUGCUCUCAAUAGCAACAAAGCAGAGAGCAAAUCACUUGUCCAUGAUAUUAACACUUGGAUCGAGAAAAACAAUGGCCAAAAUGGCCUCCCUGCUUCAGGUAAUGAGUUCUGGCAGCAGAUUACGAGUGGAUUUAUCGCACAGACGAAGGAGGCAUUCGAGUCCUCGCAAUUUGAGCUUCGCCGAAUCUCUCGCCAAGUCCUUCCAGGUCUAAUGCGACUUGUCGUCUGGACAGACCAACUCAAUUUCCUCUCGUUGACGGAAGUCGUAGUCGAGUCGGCGGAUAAGUCGUGGAGUUGGACGUGCGUGAAGAACAUUGUACUGUAUUUACGCUACCUGGAAGAGAGCAUGGUCGCUAUGGGUGAUAACGUUGAAUGUUCUACGUCACUGAAGCUAACGACGGACUGGAAAACCGUGUGGCACAACCUCAUGAUGCUGGAAAGUGGUGCACAAAGUCUGUCUAUUGACACAGAAGCGAUCGUGGCUAAAGUGGAAGCGAAGAUGUUGGCAUUUCUUAGCGUUGACACUGUGACAGACCCACCUCAACAAGUCACCCGGCUCUUGGAUGGUGCGUUGCGACUGAUUCACGAGCAGCUUCCUAAAGCAAUGCAAUUGUUGGAGGUUUGGAAUAUAUCCGUGAACAUCGACAACUCCCUGGAUCGUCAGUUUUGCAUCUUCCUCGUGCCUCUACUCCCAGCGGUUGUUAGUACACUGCAAGUUUUGAAUGAACGACACGGAAGUAGCAAUUCCAGCUGGAGCGAUCGUAUUCAUUCUCAUGAAGUUGAUCUGUCUUGGAACUCUCGAUGGCUUUGUCUAGUACGGAUUAUUUUAUCGUGGCUUUUGUGUGAUGACAUGUUCCGGUGGAUCACACUUAGCAAGUCAGAGGCUCAAUCGCACCUUUUAGACAGUCUUAGUGUAGUUCUUCACUUUUCAAAUACCAGUUUAUCCCGUGCAGAAGAGGAUGAAGAGAUGGAUAGAAUUCUUCAGUGCCUCCAGGACACCUUCACUUCUACGCAAGUGUGCACGCAAGACUCAAACUAUUUUUUCUUAAUGGACAUUUAUAUGCAAGUGUGGCUACGAUGUCUCAAAGGCAGUAACUCCACGCCCAAGGUAGUGAUUGCCGUGGCUCAGCUUUACAGCCAGAGACAGCAGAAUUGUGGCGGAUCUGACGCUAAAACGACGGCAGCUGAAAACAAUUCGGCGGAAGCAUGGGACGAUUGGGAUGGCGACGAAGUGCAGCAAGCGUCUCCAGUCGGUGACAUAUCUACUUCAGACUUUUUGUUUCAGGAGGUAUUGGAUUAUCUCGACAUUAGCCAGCUAAACCUGCUUCGGGAGGCAAUACGUAGCAUUCCAGACAUCGCUGGUAUGAAUGAUAUUCCAGCUGAGCACAUUUCACAAAUGCAACAGCAGAUUGAGGCCUGUACGCACACCUAG
This is a messenger RNA of Phytophthora nicotianae INRA-310, 3093 nucleotides long. RefSeq lists its product as hypothetical. NCBI's taxonomy places the organism in Eukaryota, Oomycota, Peronosporomycetes, Peronosporales, Peronosporaceae. The record is from RefSeq and is a predicted model, not a curated record. The coding region runs from base 1 to 3093 and encodes 1030 amino acids. The transcript has 2 exons.